AAAUUUUAUUUUUACUUUAAUAAAUAAUAAUAACAAUAAAAUAAUAAUAAUAAAAUAAUAAUAAUAUUUAUAAUUUAAAUUUUUAUAGUUUAUAAAAAUGGCAACUACUACUAAAAGAGGUAGUAGAUCAACUACAAUAGAAACAUCUAAAUCAACAAAUACAGCAUCAAGAAAAAGAAAGGAGAUGGAAGAAGAAGAGGAAGAAGAUGAAAAUAUGCAUGAUAAUCAAGAUGACAGUGAUUUUGAAAGCGAGGAAAUCGAAACCGAGUUUAAAAUUAAAGAUACUAAAAAACAAAAGAGAGCUCCAGCAAAACCAAUAAAGCCAGCAUCAAAAGCAAAUUCAAAGGCAACUUCGACACCAACAAAGCCAACCGCAAAAGCAACAGCAAAAGAAUCCGAAAAGCAAAAACAAGCAUCAAUUGUACAACCAACAGCAUCACAAUCUACAUCAUCACAACAAGCACCAAAUAAGAGAUCAGUCUCAUCAGCCCAACCACAAAAAAAAAAAGAAUCUAAAAUUAAAUAUAACUUAAAGCCAUUUAAUACCGAUAGAUUAGCAGAAUACGAUAAGCAUAUGAAUGAUGAAUCAUUAACAAACGAGAAGAUUAUUAAAAGAUUAAAAAAAUUAGACGAAUUUUUACAAGAUAAAAAAAGAACUGAUGUUGAGGGAUUGGAAUUGGUUUUAAAUGUUUUAGUCGACAAGAAAUAUUUAGAAAAUAAAAAUUUUGAAAUUAAAUUAAUGACAUCAUGUUGUUUAGCCGAGGUUUUUAGGAUCUAUUCACCAACUAUUCCAUUCGAGGCAAAUAUGGUCAAAGAAGUAUUCAAAUUAUUUAUAUUUAUGAUAUUAUCAGCAGAGCAGGUAGAUAAGAAACUCUUCCCAUUAUAUUUUCAAAUGUUGGAAAGAUUAUCAGUAUUAAAGGUGUUUGCAUUGUUGGUAUUGGUAGAUUCAGAUAUGAUACCAAAAUUUUUCAAAGAUUGUAUCUCAAAAGUAAGCGGUGAUCAACAACAUCAAACCAUGGAUACAAUGAUGUUAACAAUUUUAAAUACAACCUUAGAGUCAUUAGAAGAGGUACCAAAUCAAUUAUGGAAUAUUCUUUUAGAAUCAUUGGUUGAGCACGAGAAAGGUGGUGUACCAACUCCAAAAGCACUCUUUACACGUGACCUUAUUGAAAUUAAUUCUCAUUUCUUGAAGAUCCAUUUCGAUUUAUAUUUGCAAGAUUUAUUAGAUCCAGCAGCAAACGAUCCAUCCAACACUAUCUCCUCACUUGUAAAGAAAAAGAAAUAUGAAAUCCUUACAACAAUGUUCAAAAUCUCACCACCAUUCAUUUUCCAUGCCCUUCCCGCACUAGAGUUUGAUUUAGAAGAUAGUAGUGCUAGUGUUAGAAAGAAUGUUGUUAAGGUCUUAAAAAAUUGUUAUACCGAUAGUAGUGAAACCGCCGAUGUUUUAAUUCAAGAAAGACCAACCCUUUACACAACAUUUCUUAAUAGAUUCCAUGAUGUUGAGGCAGACAUUCGUAUGCUAAUGAUGGAUUUCUCAGAGGAGUUUAAAACUAAAUCAAAGUUGGAAAUUGAACGUGUAGUCAAAAUUGUUCAUGAACGUUUUAGAGAUAGCGUCGCAUUAAUUAGAAUCAAGGCAAUUGCAGUUUUCCAACAAUAUAUUUCAAGUAAUCCCGAAUUCGCAACACAGGAUCUCAUGUCAGAAUUUCUUGAAAGAAUUAAAGAUAAAGAGGUAGAGGUACGUAAGCAAGCAUUGGUUUCAAUGGCAAAUCUUUGGUUAUCAAUUCGUCGUUCUAAAGGUCCAGUUGAAGAGUGGCCAAGUAGCUUUUAUGAUAGCUUUGCAAAUAUUCCAAAUACAAUUAUUCAAAGUUUCACAUUAUUUGAUAAUGACAAAUUUAGAGCAGAAAUUACUUUUGAUAGUGUUCUUUUACCACAAUUUACAGAUACCAAGGGCAGAAGUGAAGUAUUUUUAGAAAUUUAUGAUUCUUUAGAAGAAUCAUCAAAACAAUUAUUAAAAAAAUAUUUUGAAGAAAAGAAGAUCCUUAGACAAGAGUUUAUGACAUUUUAUAAUUUAAUUAGAAACCCAAAACCAGCCUCAACUCCAUCAAAACAAACAGCACAACAACAAGCUGCCGAUGAAUACCAAAUCGAAGCUCAAAUGACACUUUUAGCAAAUCUUUUACCAAAAUUCAAAACCGAUCAUCCAAAGAAAUUAUUACGUGAAUUAAUGACCAAGAAAAAAAUUUUCGAUUCAUUAUCUUUAUCAUGCGAUAUUAAUACAACACCACAGAAAAGAUAUGAAAUAAGGGUUGAGAUUUUAAGUAAAGCAAAUGAUGAAAGCUCAUUUUCAGAAUUUUUAAAGUUUUUAGUAAACAAAUUAUCAUAUUUAAUCAUUGGCAAAGAGAAUGUUAAAUAUUUUAUUAGAUCUUUAAGAGGUGAAUUAAAUAUGGAUAAUUUCGAUAAAGAUAAAAAGAUUAACCUUUUGGAAGAAUUUGACGAAAAAGAUUAUGAAAAAGAAUUAAAGAAGCCCAAGGUUGCCAUGGAAGUAUUGUUAAUGUUGUCACAAAUCUAUCCAGAUAUAUUUGAUCAAUACGGUGACCAAUUAAUCGAGUUUUUAACCUGCUCAAAAUCAAUUGUUUAUCCAACAUUACAAAUUUUAUUAAGUUCAACAAAAGCAAUUAAAUUUAAUCCAAAUUCAUUCAAAAGUAUGUUGGAGCUUUUAUUAAAGUUAACAGAGGUUCAACAACCAGUAUUAGCUCGUUUGGCCUUCAAAACAUAUAUUAAAUUUGCAACACCAGCUCUCACAUCAACAACAAACGGAAAAGUUGAUAACAAUCGUUUGGUAGUAAAAUUAACAGAUUUAACAGAUAAACUCUUUGAGGAGUUAGCAGAUAGCAAAAAGAACCUUUUAUCAAUUUUAGAAGUAAUUGGCUGUAUUUCAAAAUGUUAUUCUGGUAUUUUGAUUGGAAAUAAAACACACGAAACUGAAUUACAACGUUUAAUUACAAAACAAAUUUUACCAGGCACUUGUACCUUAGAUUUUACACAUAAAGUUGCUCUUACUAAAUCAGAAAACAACUCAAAUCACCACAGCAAGGAUGUAAUCGUUAAAAUUGCAGCCAUUCGUUGUCUUUCAAACUACUUAUUAGGUAUCCGUGAAAUUAAAGAUAUCCAUCACCAGCUUGUAAAUUCAAUGUUUGAACUCUAUGAAAAAGUUAAUACAAAUAAAUCCUAUAGUGAUGUUGAAAAAGGCCAUCUUAAACUUCAAAUUGCAAUUGGACUUUUAAAGAUUUUCCAAAAAAGUGCCUACGAAAAAGAAAUUACACCGAGCCAAUUUAUUCUACUUUGCAACAGCACAUCAAUUACAUUAAAGACCAGAAACGAUCAUCUCAUUAAGAAAAUUAUUGAAAAGCUUGCAAAAUAUCUUCGUUUAAAUAGACUACCAAUGAAAUAUAUGUGUGCUUUUGGUAUGGCCGCUCAACAACCAAAUUCCGUUUUGACAAUGGUUAGAAAGCUUUCAAAUUCAAUCAUUAAAACAAGAAGGGCAGUUAUUACACGUUUAGCACCACAAAUUACAGAUAUAAAGAAAUUGGGAGAGUUCUAUCCAGAAUCCUCAAUGCCAUAUUUUCUAUAUGUUGUUAGCCAUCGUGAGGAUUUUGCUCGUGAGAAUUAUAUCGAAUCUGCAAUUUAUCUCAACUUUUUCAUGGAUCUUUUAAUUGAAGAAUCUGAUAAUUAUUCGAUUAUACAUUCAACAUUAACCUCAAUUAAAAAAACCACAGAUGCAUUGGAGCCAAAAUCAAAGAAUCAUAUAAUAGCAGCCGAAAUAAGUCUUCAAAUUUUAGCUCAUCAACAUGAACAAAAGAAAUGGAAACCUCAAAAACAUCCAGUUGAAAUUAUUUUACCAGAUAAAUUCUUUAAACUAGCCGAAAAUUCAGCUGAUGAAAUUGUUGAAGAUGUUGCAUCAGUUAAAUUACCUAGUCUAUUACCAAAAAGAUUUAAAUUACCACCAUUACCAAAACCAUCAACUGAUUCUAGUGGACAUCAAAAUGAUGAUGAGAAAUCUAGUAAUCCAGCAAAAGGUUCAGAGGAAACAAAUGACGAAGAGGCAGAAAAAGAUAUUGAGGAACCAAAAGGAAGAGGUGGUAAAAAAGCAGCAGCCAAUAAACCAACCAAACCCACACCUGCUUCAAGCAAAAAGAAAGCUGCUGCAAGAAAAAAGAAAAAACAGGAAUCAUCUGAAGAAGAAAGUGAAGAGGAAAGUGAGGGAGAAAGUGAAGAUGAAAUCGAGGAAGAUGACGAAUAA
This is a messenger RNA of Dictyostelium purpureum, 4300 nucleotides long. RefSeq lists its product as uncharacterized. Gene Ontology annotation, biological process: DNA repair; mitotic sister chromatid cohesion. Lineage: Eukaryota; Evosea; Eumycetozoa; Dictyosteliales; Dictyosteliaceae. Bases 98 to 4300 code for a protein of 1400 amino acids. The transcript is spliced from 3 exons. Gene Ontology annotation, cellular component: chromatin; nucleus. The record is from RefSeq and is a predicted model, not a curated record.